Messenger RNA from Phyllopteryx taeniolatus (common seadragon), 2217 nucleotides. RefSeq names its product choline phosphotransferase 1 (gene chpt1). Lineage: Eukaryota; Metazoa; Chordata; Actinopteri; Syngnathiformes; Syngnathidae. The coding region runs from base 172 to 1320 and encodes 382 amino acids. Gene Ontology annotation, molecular function: diacylglycerol cholinephosphotransferase activity. The record is from RefSeq and is a predicted model, not a curated record. The transcript is spliced from 8 exons. Gene Ontology annotation, biological process: phospholipid biosynthetic process. Gene Ontology annotation, cellular component: Golgi apparatus; endoplasmic reticulum membrane.
UCAUCGCCCGCUGAUGGUUCCGCCUUGGAAAUGGCCUAAACACAUUCGCCUCCCUCUACAGGCCAAAUGCGCUGCUAUGUUUUGGGCUCGGCUCCGAGAAGGUAGCCGAAUCUGAGCCUCUUUCCCCGGGAGCCUGCGGGAACUCGCGACGGUCUAUUUUGAGGAGAAACGAUGGCCCGUUUCCCGUGGCCGCAGCCGCUGUCCACCGCGCAGCUCAAGCGGCUGGAGGAGCACAAGUACAGCGCCUCGGGUCGCUCCCUGCUGGAGCCGCCGUGUCAGCUCUACUGGAACUGGCUCGUCCAGCAAAUUCCGACCUGGGUCGCCCCGAAUACGCUCACUAUCGUCGGGCUGCUGGUCAACAUCGUCUCCACGCUCCUGCUCGUGUUUUAUUGCCCCGCGGCCACCGAGGAGGCUCCAGCAUGGGCCUUCGUCCUCAGCGCUCUGGGCCUGUUCGUGUACCAGUCUCUGGACGCCAUCGAUGGCAAGCAGGCGCGCAGGACCAACAGCAGUUCGGCCCUCGGCGAGCUCUUCGACCACGGCUGUGACGCAGUCUCCACAGUGUUUGUCGCAGUGGGAACGUGCAUUUCGUGCGGAAUCGGCAGAUACCCCCACUGGAUAUUCUUCUGCGGCUUCAUCGGGAUGUUCAUGUUCUUCUGCGCCCACUGGCAGACGUAUGUGUCAGGAACCCUCCGCUUUGGCCUGGUCGACGUCACAGAGGUGCAGUUUGCCAUUAUCACCAUGUACCUGAUGUCUGCCUUUGGGGGGGUGAGCCUUUGGCAAACCACGUUGCCCAUCAUUGGAUUGAAGCUGUACACCUUCCCCAUCGUGGGCAUCAUCGGCGGGGCCCUCUACUCCUGCCACAACUACUUCCACGUCAUUCUCAACGGGGGCGUCGGUAAAAAUGGCUCCACUGUGGCGGACACCAGCGUGCUGAGUCCCGGGUUGCACAUCGGCCUCAUCCUCACGCUGGCCUUCAUCAUCUUCAAGAAGUCGUCCAGCCAGCUCUUUGAGCACCACCCCUGCCUCUACCUGCUCACCUUUGGCAUGGUCAUCGCCAAGAUCUCCAACAAGCUCGUGGUGGCGCACAUGACAAAGAGUGAGCUUCACCUCCCAGACACGGCGUUCGUCGGUCCGGGUCUGCUCUUCCUCAACCAGUACUUCAACAGCUUUGUCGACGAGUACAUUGUCCUCUGGAUCGCCAUGGUGCUCUCCCUGGUGGACCUAACGGGCUACUGCACGGGCGUGUGCCACCAGAUCGCCGGCCACCUGCGCAUCCACGUCUUCAGCAUCACGGCGCCCGGCCCCGCCCACCGCGACUGACAGCUUGCCCGGCGGGAGGAGGCGGGGGGAGACGCGGACCUCUCCCCGCUCCUGAAAGCAGAUGACGACGACGAUGAGAAGAGAACCUGGACCCCAAGCCUUGACCAAGUGACCACCUCUGCCUAAAAAAAAAAAAAUUUAAACCUUGCCCACCAAAGUAAACGAAUGCUCUAAAACUUAAAAGAACUCAUCUAAGAUACCAAAACGUUUUUUUAAGAUCAUUUUUAUCUGUAAAUGUUUGUCGAAACCAAAUUUUUUGUUUUUGUUUUUUUUAUUUGUCCAAAUGUGACUAAAUGCGAUCAAUAGAUGUAUUAAAUGAGGGCGGGGGGGGGGAGUAAUUUCCAGUGAGGCAUUUUGGUCAGCAGGCUACGUGAAGCUGCGUUUUCAUCUCAUCCUGUUCUGCUUUCUGACUUCUUCUCCCUUAAGGGCUAAUAAUGAAUGUCGUGAUUGUCUACAAUUCAGCUGAAGUCGCCUUAAUUCAUUUUGUUGUGAUUUAAAAAAAAAAAGGAAUACUUCAAACCAAACCAACUUUGUAUGUUUUCCACUGAGAACUGCAGUACAGUGAUCAAGUGUGUGUAGGCAGAUCUGUCAUGGACUUUUCUCAGAUUGAUUUCUUUCUCCUCUGGCUAAACUGAUGUGCUUAUUAUUCAGGUUGAUGGGGAUGAAAGGGAUUUCUUCUUCUUCUGUGGUACCGCUUGACUAUUUUUAGGUUCUGUUUCUUGGAUUGUUCUCUGGAAAAGUAACAUCUGACUUUCGGUUUCUGUGACAAACUAUGCAUUGAAAUGUACAACAGUGAUUUUUCACUGUUCACUAAUGUAACCGUAUGACAAAUUUUUACUAACAAAUGUUUGUGUGGUAAGGGAGGGAGAGUUUGUAAUAAAGAAUAUUUUUCAUGCA